Tarenaya hassleriana is the source of this 1296-nucleotide messenger RNA. RefSeq names its product putative F-box protein At3g20705. The transcript has 2 exons. Lineage: Eukaryota; Viridiplantae; Streptophyta; Magnoliopsida; Brassicales; Cleomaceae. The coding region runs from base 102 to 1166 and encodes 354 amino acids. The record is from RefSeq and is a predicted model, not a curated record. Gene Ontology annotation, molecular function: protein binding.
AAAAAAACCUUUUCUUCUAAAGCUAGAAGCAAAUCAGAGAGACAAAACAAACCCUAGGAAGAUUCUUCUGUGUAUUCAGGAGGAAGAGUCUAAAACUGACGAUGAACGAAGUCCCCUCCGAAUUGGUCGAAGAAAUUUUGGCACGAGUGCCGGCGAAGGAUUUAUUAAGGUUCAGAUGCGUAUGCAAACGAUGGAAAUCAUUGAUCGAAGACAAGCAAUUCAUCAAAAAACACUUGGCAUGUUCCCGACAGAAGUUUAUUUCGCACGGGGAUUAUCAUUUAGCCACUUCUUACAGUCGCCUUGGUAAUAGAACCAAGAUACUACUUGAGAAGCGUGUGAAGUCAGUUCUUUACAGCAACGGACUCAUCUGUCUUCGUUUCACAGACAAGUCUCUGGCCAUUUGGAAUCCCGCACUCAGGGAACUAAGAGAUAUACUGCCUACGACGGCUGAGAGAAAGGGUUUAGAAAACAUCGGUUUCGGUUACGAUCAUUCGACCGAUGAUCACAAGAUAGUUCUGUUCACUUCCUCUUCCGUGGGUCGGGCCGAAAUCAUCUCGUUAAGGAGUGGGUCAAGGGCCAUUGAUUCCCCACCGUAUGAUUUCCAAGACCGUGGCGACUCUGAGGUAGGAGUUUCGUUAGGAGAUCAUAUGUUCUGGCUGGUUUGGCAUCGCACAGAGUGUGACAACUUAAUAAUGAGCUUUGAUGUCGUGUCGGAGACGUUCAAAUGCUUCUCGUGCCCUUCCGCUGAUGGUCGGGUUGUGUACGGUCCUCUAAUGGCGAUAGGAAGAUACAUCUGUGUGGCGAACAAACCGGCCCAUACGAGGGCAAACGAGAUCAGCGUUUGGGGUGGACAGUUUGAUAAAGGUGAGAGUAGAGUGGAGUCUUGGAGCAACUUAUUCACGGUGACAAUAGAUGAUCUCAAAUUGUCGAGACGAAGUUGGUUUUUCGAGCAAUACAUUGUGGAGUGCGAUGCAAAGGCCAUGGAGGUGCUUGUCAAAGUAUAUGAUCGGGAUGAGUGGAAGCCGAAAGUGGUAAGGCUGUCUGCAUUCGACGUCAGAGAAAACGUUUUCACAAAGUUCGAUAUGGAUUACCGUGUCGAAUGUGGCCCGUUUCCGUAUCCGUAUCCGUACAAGGAAUCACUCGUCUCGCCUUACGGUUUCUUGUAGUCGUAUUCCUCGGCUUACAACCAUUUUUAUUUCAUCGACGAUUGAAACUGUGUUGGUCAUGUGGACCGUUUUAAUCCAUAUUGCGUUGUCAUUAAUAGGUUAUAUGAUUAAUUAUAAUUCAAUAUUUAUA